ACUUGUAACGCUCUAUUCAUGAAAAACAUAACUUCCGCCGUAUCGUUGUGUGAUCGCGAGAAUAGUGCCGAAACUAGUAAAAUAGUAAUCCAUUCUUGAAUGUAAAUUAAAUUGCAAUUAAAUACAUGAAAUAAGGAUCGUUAUUAAGAAGAAUCGUGUAAAUGACAAGAGGAAACAUGAGUCCUGUUAACCGAAGUCCUUCGAUUGGACCAAGAAUUCCGCCACCUGGUGUAAGACCAUUACCCCAUCCAAGAUUCGGUGCUAUAUUUCCACCAGGUAUGCCUCCAAGAAUGCCACUACCUCCAAUGAGUGGAAUUCUUGGACCAAUGAGACCAAGAUUACCUCCUCCUUGUGUGGCUCAACCUGGUGGACCACCACGACCACUUUUACCACCGGGUAGAGUUCCUUUACCUCCUCCCAUGCCUGGACCACGUGGUCCUCCGAUCAUGUGUCCAUGGCCUCGAAGAGUCUUACCACCACAAAUGGUGCCACACAUGAGACCAAGGUUUUCUCCUAGAAAUGGAACCAAAAAAGCGACAGUAUAUACUGUCAAAAAAGUCGUCAAAUAUGAGGACUUAGAAUUAAAAAAGCCAUGGAUGACUGAUGAAAUUCGAAGCGAAAUUCAAAAGAAAAAUAAACUUUACGCUAAAGCAAAGAAGAAUAAGGAUGCUAAAGAAUGGGGAGAAUUUAAGGAUAUACGGAAUAAAGUCACGAGAAUGAUAAGGGACGCUAAGAAUGAUUAUCUUGCUAAACAUCCUGAACAGGGUGGUCAGAAAACGAUUGACCAGAGUACGAAUGAAACCGAGCGUGUUCAAAUAAACAAUGAGCCUGAGCAAUCAGAGCAAAAGGAUCAAACGGAGGAGACGCAGCCUUCCAGCGAACAGGCUCACAUUGAAAGAAACAUGGAAACCAAGGAAUCAAACAAAGAAUCAUCGUGUGACAAAAUAGAUGAAAAUAAUGAAGUAAAUAAAGUAGAUAAAGUAUACUAUUGCGAAGUAUGCGAUAGAGAAUUUAAAACGGAAGAUAAAUUAACAGAACAUGUGUCUAUGCAUAAAAUAUGUGGUAUAGAUGGUUGUACAUUUUCUGCUAAUGUUUUACUCGUUGAUAAACAUAUCAAAAUGCAACAUCGUACUGGAUUAUAUGAAAGAAUGAAAAAUGUCUCGACUCCUGAAGAUAUUACAAAAUGGAUCGAAGACAGAAAAAGGAAAUAUCCUACAAAAGCAAAAGCUGAGAAAAAACAAAAAGCUGAUGAUAUGAAAAAUAUCGAACAUGGUGAAACGAGCAAUCGAGUGAAUAAACCUAUUAUUCAUUCGAGAAAAAAUAAACAACAACAACAACAACAAACAAAUACUAAUAAUGUUGUAAAAAAACCAAAACGAACAUUUCGGAUACAAAAAAAACAAAAUACUACAACAACAGAUGUAGAAACGUACAGAGGUCUUAUUCAAUUUCCUGGAACGGCUUGCUUAAAAGAUAUUAAAUGUAACGAAAGUGAAAACACUAAUGACGAACAAUUGAAAACAACAAAAUGUAUUAAUGAAAGUGAACAAUUAGAAAAUACAUUUAAUAUUUCGGACGAAGAAGAUACAACGAUGGAAAAUAAUUCAAUCGCUAAUUUGACUAAUCCAAUGAAAAAUAUUUUUAUGAACAGUUUAGUAGCGGAUUAUGGAAGCGAAGAAGAAGAAGAAGAAGAAGGAAAAGAAAAUGAUGAAUGUCCAGAGGAAGUGCCAAUAAAAAAAUUUGCAAAUCAUUCAAAUGAAACAAAUAUCAUGGAAACAACAGUAUCAUCAAAUAAUACCAAAUCUAAUGAUACUUCAAAUAAAUCUGAUAAAAAGAAGAAGAAAAAGGAAAAGGAAAUAGAAAAAGAAAAAGAAAAAGAAAAUAAACCGUUGAGUAUACAAAACAAAGUAAUCGAUAAGCAAAAGAAGUAUAAAAACAGUAGUAGUAUAAAUUUAUUACGAAAGUUGCUCGCUAAGCCUAUCAAAAACGAACGAAAUUUGAUUUACCAAUGUAUAAAGUAUAUUGAGAGCAAUAAUUUUUUGAAUGUUUAAAAAAUAAUAGUAUAAUAGUUAAUUCAUGUAUAAAAAUGUA
Messenger RNA from Polistes dominula (European paper wasp), 2091 nucleotides. RefSeq names its product nuclear FMR1 interacting protein 1-like. Gene Ontology annotation, cellular component: nucleus. Gene Ontology annotation, biological process: box C/D snoRNP assembly. Lineage: Eukaryota; Metazoa; Arthropoda; Insecta; Hymenoptera; Vespidae. Gene Ontology annotation, molecular function: RNA binding. The record is from RefSeq and is a predicted model, not a curated record.